CGCAAUUCGUGUGCAGCUGAUCAGCUGGUAUUUAGCGCGCCAGCAUUGCAUUUCAUGCUCUCAUCCGAUUGCAUCCCAUCUCGUUUCCAGAAGGAAAGUUUUCAGCCCAAAGAUGCAACUGCUUCAAAACCCAGCUAUGGCAAAGCUCGGAAUGUUUCUGACCAUCGCAAGCAUGGUAAUCAAGCUGAUGGAACUACCAUAGGCAUCUUGGUCUACUGCAAUAUGCUUUAUCUUUUCUUGCAAGAUUCUGGCGUUGAGUCAAGCAAACCCACAGAAGCAGAGCGUAUCUCUCAUCCAUGAUGAUCACCUACUUCGCAGGCGUCGUUGAACAUGGCAAACUCCCCCACCCAUGCGAUUCACCUUAACUUUGUGCCGAAACAUUUACACAGAGUUUCGGCACAUCUAACAUGCCUUUUUACGGCGGGUCCGCAAGAAUGCUGUUCCUUAAGAACAAGCAAGGCUUGAGUUUUGGUAAUCAAUUAACAAUUGGUUAACCAAAGCAACGUCGGAAUCACCCUGGGGGUUCGUCGCGGUCAGAGAUUUCUAAACUUGGCGCCAUUCGUCCGAAGGUCAUAUAGACGAUCAUACCACAGUACCUUCUCUACUUACCUUACCUACUAGUUCUAGGGCUAGACUAGUACCCAAGGUACCCAAGGUAGCUAGCUUGGAUCUUUGGGUUGUCUGGACUAAUAUGUGUUUACUAUACGCUGGAAUUGCCGCCCUGCUCUUCAGAUAUCCAACCUGCCCAGCUAAUCUUGUUCCAGCGCCCUCCGGAACCACCGCAGCUCUGCCGCGCAUAGCUCCCGAACUCGAAGUCGCCGAGGGGCAUCGAGCCGACAGCAGCGAAAUGCUCCUAUCACCGGCUCACAGUGUCAUGUUUGCGACAGGGUCAGUUCUUGUGGCUGCCUCGGUGGCGGCAGCACAGAAUGUGAUGCCUUUUGUCAACCCGGCCGUGCCAACAGGCGUUCCAAUACCCGGCAACUACAGCGGUCCUCUCCGGCCUCGCGUGCAUUUCACACCGCCGCAGCAUUUCAUGAACGAUCCGAACGGCAUGUUUAGGGACGCAAACGGUAUAUGGCAUGUCUACUACCAAUACAACCCGACAGGACUGGUCGCAGGAAACCAGCAUUGGGGCCAUGCCACGAGCCAGGAUCUCUAUCACUGGAACAACCAGAAAAUCGCCAUUUUCCCUCCCGAGGAGACUAUUUUUGCCUACUCGGGUAGCAUAGUCGUCGAUGUCAACAAUACAUCAAAGUUCUUCCCCCCUGGGAAGAAGGACGGGGUUGUCGCCAUUUUGACCUUGGCCCAGUUCAUGGAAGACGGGACUGCUGGUCCUCAAACUCAGGCCCUGGCCUACUCGAUGGACGGUGGGUUCACAUUCGAGUACUAUGACAAGAACCCAGUCAUAGGAGGCACCAGCAGUCAGUUCCGGGAUCCCAAGGUCUUUUGGUUCCAGCCGCCCCCGGGCUCGCAGUUUAUGGAAGGUUACUGGGUCAUGGCCGUUGCCUACUCCCACGAAUUUGCCGUCGGCAUCUACACCAGCACCGACCUGAAAGACUGGACGCCCAGGUCCAACUUCACCAAUCGUGGACUGCUGGGGGCCCAAUACGAAUGCCCAGGACUUGUCAAGAUGCCCAUAAGAGACGGCGUCGGCGGCCCGGUCAUCGGCGAAGCAUACGUCCUCAUCGUAUCGGUGCAGCCUGGUGCACCGCUCGGAGGUUCUGUAACCCAGUAUUUCCCCGGCAACUUCAACGGCACACACUUUUUUCCUUUCGACGACGCCACCCGCCUCACCGACUUUGCCAAGGAUAACUACGCAGCCCAGUACUUUGAGGGCCUGCCAUCAAAUAUGAAUGCCGUCAACAUGGGAUGGGCCAGCAACUGGGCAUACGCACAGCUGACGCCAACCGGUCAGCUCGAGGGCUGGCGGGGUGGUCUUACACUGCCGCGAUCAAACUACUUGACAAAGGCUCCAAGGAUCGGCUGGACCAUGGUUGACGAACCAUAUAACCUGGCGCCCGUGCUCUCUGUCAAUCCCAACGACGGAGACUCUGAGCUGACAGAGGCCGACUCCAAAUCCCUCGACAUGACGGCCUGGAACUCUGGGGCGUUCCUACUGGACGUGCUCGUCACGGGCCUCGAGUUCAAAAAGCUCAAUCCCGACGCGUCUCUCAACUUUACUCUGUCGGCCCCUGGAAACUCGAGCGAGUCACUCAAAUUUGGCAUGUAUUUUGCGGGAGACAGGCCCUUCUUUAUAGACCGCGGUCAUGCUCGAAGCCUGUUUGAGGACAACGUUUUUUUCACCGACAAAUUCUCCACGGCCGAUGUGUGGGACACCACGCCAGGGUCAAACUGGACGUUGAGGGCGAUCAUUGACAGAUCGAUAGCGGAGUUCUUUGUGGAUGGGGGGAUACACUCAGCGACCGUUACGAUCUUUCCAAGUCAACCGCUAUCGGUGCUGGGUGUGCAGAGCGGCGGGCUGAAUACAGGGGCAAAGGUUAACCUCUCUGUCAAGCCGCUCCAAGAUACUUGGGUACGAAAUGGACGGCCACCUAGCGGUGAUGCCGACGGCGACGAUGCAUAAUAAGGUUUUUUUUUUUUUUUUUUAAUGUCUGGGACAGUUGCGAGUAGUGAGCAGUGGUUGCAUACGGCAUAGUUGAGCAUAUUUUAAUGUUUUCACACUUGUCUGAUACUGUCGAUGAUGAUGCAGUAUGGCCACGUAUUAUUACUACGUCGUCGAACAAUUGAUCGUUACACGCCAAACAGCUUCUAUUCUUCCUUGCUAGGUCCAAACCUACCCUAUUCAACGC
Molecule: messenger RNA, 2810 nt
Organism: Pyricularia oryzae 70-15
Lineage: Eukaryota; Fungi; Ascomycota; Sordariomycetes; Magnaporthales; Pyriculariaceae
Product: inulinase
Exons: 1
Coding region: 692-2584 (630 amino acids)
Biological process (GO): sucrose catabolic process
Cellular component (GO): fungal-type vacuole
Molecular function (GO): sucrose alpha-glucosidase activity
Source: RefSeq, a predicted model, not a curated record